AGGCGAGAAUGCUUCUUAUGCUUCCCAGAGGGCAGAACGCUUUGCUUUUCUCGUGAAUAAUGCUGAAUAGAUUCUGAAGUGGUAUGCAGUGUAUAUUUGCCGACGAUUUCAAAUUCUCAAUCCAACGACAAAUGCUUCACUUACUCACUGUUGGUCCCAAUUUGAAGUAGAGUAAGAUCCAUCUCGUCCAUCGCAAUACAACCGUUUUCGGAGCCCUUGGUCGAGCACUGCUAUUGGCGUAGUUUCUACGUGUUCGUGAUACUCACAAUGCUGCUUAUGGUUAUAGCCAAAAUCGUUACCUGCGCUACAUAUGUACGCAUUACCCGAAUAUGACCAUCAAUGCUUCAACACCCACCAGUGCCCACUCCAACUGUCCACGGGAGACGAAUACUCGUGUUUUCCCUAGUGAUUUGGUAUCCGCAUGUUUCGCCACAUACUAGGCUGUCCGGUUGCUCUGUGCCUCGAACGGUAUAAAAGCAAAGGUUUUUACAAGACAUCGACAUCUCUCAACCACAGACAUGAAAUCUUUGCAUCUUUUACUACCUUUGCUACCCCUCGCCUUGGCUGCCACUCUCGGGAAACGGGCCAACCCGCAGGGCAUAGAUGUUUCUCACUUCCAACCGAAUGUCGACUGGGCGAAGGUCAAAGCGAACGGGAUUUCAUUCGCUUUUAUGAAAGCGACCGACGGAACUACGUUCAAGGACCCCUCGUUUUCGUCUCAUUUCACUGAUGCCACCAAUGCUGGCCUUAUUCGUGGAGCAUAUCACUUUGGCCGUCCAGAUGCAAGCUCAGGAGCUGCGCAAGCAAAUUUCUUUUUGGCUAAUGGGGGUGAAUGGUCCGGUGAUGGAAUCACUUUCCCUGGUGUAUUGGACAUUGAGUUUAAUCCAAAUGGCGCCAAUUGUUACGGUCUGAGUCCCGCUGCCAUGGUCAGUUGGAUCAAGGAUUUUUCAGAUACGUACCACGCAAAGACCACUAGGUUCCCGAUCAUCUACACAAACACGAACUGGUGGAAAGAAUGCACCGGCAAUAGCGCAGCAUUCGCUUCAAAUCCACUUUGGAUUGCUCGCUUCACGACUGCCGCUAGCCCUGGUGAAUUGCCGGCGGGUUGGCCAACCUUCACUUUCUGGCAAUUUGCGGAUCAUGGUUCCAAUCCUGGCGAUGCGGACAAUUUUAACGGUGACCUUGCAGCGCUCAAAAAGAUCGCUACUGGAUAG
This is a messenger RNA of Marasmius oreades (fairy-ring Marasmius), 1214 nucleotides long. RefSeq lists its product as uncharacterized. The record is from RefSeq and is a predicted model, not a curated record. Gene Ontology annotation, molecular function: lysozyme activity. NCBI's taxonomy places the organism in Eukaryota, Fungi, Basidiomycota, Agaricomycetes, Agaricales, Marasmiaceae. Bases 519 to 1214 code for a protein of 231 amino acids. Gene Ontology annotation, biological process: carbohydrate catabolic process; cell wall macromolecule catabolic process; peptidoglycan catabolic process. The transcript has 11 exons.